GUCAAGGCAAGUCUUCCUUAGCCAAUCUAAUAGUAAAUGAUGAGAAAAUUUUUGAAGAAUGGGGCAAAUUCGACGAAGUUUUUAAAAAGGGUAAUGGAACUCUUAGUCAAACUAAAAAGACUCAAUCGAAAAAAAUUACUUUAAAGAUAGAUGCAGGAAGGGAAGUACAAGAUUUAAUUAACAUCAAUAAGAAAAUCUGUAAGAGUGCUAGAAAAAGGGUAAUAGAUCAUUUAGCGACUUGUGAAGAUGUUUACAAACCAGGGAGUUUGGAUGAGAUAAACGAAAGAAUUAGCGGCUUAUUAAAUGAAAACAAGGAGUUGCAAAAACAAUUAGAAGAAUUGCAAAAAGAGUACAAUAUGUUGCAAGAACAAUUAAAUAAAUUCCGUGAUACAGAGGAAUGUUCAAAGGAAAUGAGUUUUUCUCAAGAGUUUUAUAAUGAAUUAGAGAUAAGAAAGGAAGAAAAUGAGUUAAAAAAGAAAAUGGAUGAAAUGAUGAAGAAAAUAGAUGAAAUAAAAAAUUCAAUACACGGAAAUGAGAAUUCUAUAAUAGGUCUUUUUGCUGCCAUUGGGAGAGGUUUGGACAUUCUGACUGAAAUGGUGAUAGGAUUAGCAGGAAAGGCAUUAGAAA
Molecule: messenger RNA, 627 nt
Organism: Racocetra persica
Lineage: Eukaryota; Fungi; Glomeromycota; Glomeromycetes; Diversisporales; Gigasporaceae
Source: the annotation of a GenBank genome assembly